AUGGCCUUUUCUUCCCAGCAAAAAUGCUCGCUAUACGCCGAGACAUAUACAAAGUUGGAAGAAUGGGACAGCAACGUGAGGUAUUCUCUUGAACAGCCAGGAAUGCGCACCGGAACAAGUUCCACGCUAUCAACUUCCGACCAGACAACUCCCACAGAAGCAACUACCAAUCAAGCAACUCCGAUACAAGCAGUUCCUAGAGUACGACCUAGACUACUUCGAUAUCCACGAAGAUUGUCUAUUUAUAGACAGCCAAGUUCUUACAAUGGCGUAAUUUUUAGCAGGGAACCGUUACAGGCUAUUAACAGCAUAUCUCAAGAGAAUGUACAACAGACUGCUGAGGAGUCAUUGGAACAGAAUAACCCACACAAUACUGAGUUCUCACUUGGCUCUGAAUUACUACAAGUCCCUGAAGAUAUCUUUGAUACCGUUGCAGAGAACGAGGGUGCUCCCGACACAGAUUAA
Sclerotinia sclerotiorum 1980 UF-70 is the source of this 465-nucleotide messenger RNA. RefSeq lists its product with no specific name. Lineage: Eukaryota; Fungi; Ascomycota; Leotiomycetes; Helotiales; Sclerotiniaceae. The record is from RefSeq and is a predicted model, not a curated record. Bases 1 to 465 code for a protein of 154 amino acids. The transcript is spliced from 2 exons.